This is a messenger RNA of Recurvomyces mirabilis, 336 nucleotides long. RefSeq lists its product as uncharacterized. NCBI's taxonomy places the organism in Eukaryota, Fungi, Ascomycota, Dothideomycetes, Mycosphaerellales, Teratosphaeriaceae. The record is from RefSeq and is a predicted model, not a curated record. The transcript is spliced from 2 exons. The coding region runs from base 1 to 336 and encodes 111 amino acids.
AUGGAAGAACUCAAAGAUCGUAAUAGCUACGUCAAGGCCAGCAAUGCCGAUGGCCUCGCAAUCCUCGAAGCCACCACCACAUGGUGCUCCCAAUGCAAAGCAAUCGCACCCUUCGUCGAAAAAAUGAUCAAGCGCUACCCAGAAGCACGUUUCUACAAGUACGACACUGAUACAGCCGACGACAUCAGCCAGGAACUUGCUGCCAACCAGAUGCCAACGUUCCAUGUCUUUAAGGACGGUGAUCUUUUGGGAAGUGUCACUGGAGCGCGGGCAGCAGAGCUGGAGAAGCUGAUCAAGCAGGGGUAUGAUGGGAAGGUUGGUGAGGAUGAGGAGUAA